UUCCGAGGAAAUGUACCAAAACUUUUUUAUACGUAAUUUUGGUCUAAACUUAUUGUAUGGUGUAUUUUUCAUAAUUAAUCUGGAAACUGAUGGCUGAUUGUUUUGCAUUUUAUUUUGUAACUAAUUAGCAAUUUUAAUAACUAGUCCAGUAAGAGAAGUCCGAAGUGAACACGCAUGCGUGGCUUUCUUAGUUUCUCUUCCGGUUAAAUUUUGAAGCCUGGAAAAUUAAUAAAUCUCGUUUUUACUGCAAUGUCGGUGGCAUAAAUCGCAAGCCCAUUAAUGACAGUUAUAUAAAAAGAAAUAAACAUAAACCUACAGCCAAAGUUUAUACUCGCACAUUUAAUAGGGACUAAAAUGCAGACCCGUUUCUCAGUUAAACUUGUCUGAACUUAUCCCAACAACAACAACAGCCUUGUUUUGAAAGUGUGAAAGACCUAUUAAAUUUCAAAAUGGAAAACGAUACAACUGUGUCAGCUGCCUACAUUUUUCGAGGCAUAGAGUAUAUAGUCACAAUGACUGUUAAGGAUGAUAGUGUUCUAAUGGUAGAGGUUGAGGACAAGUUGACAGCAGACCAGUGGAGGGCAGAGUUUGAUGCAGCAUAUGUUGAAGAUUUAACACACAAGACAGGAAAUUUCAAGCAGUUCAGUAUAUUUGUUAGUAUGCUUGAAUCUGGAAUUAUACAGGCCAGUGAAAGUGUAUCUUUAGAUUUACUGACAUAUGCCGACUUGGAAUCAUUAAGGCAGAGAAAAGCAGGAAGUGCUGCUAAAUCAAUGGCAGCUCCUCAGAGGACAGUAUCUCUGAAUUCUAAGAGAUACCUCAUUCUCACUUACACAGUGGAGUUUGAUAGAAUACAUUACCCUCUACCUCUACCAUAUGUUGGCAAGCCAGACCCUAGACAAUUGCAGGAGCAGGUCAGAAAUCUGAGAGCUGAAGUCAAGUCUCUCAAGCAACAGGGGCCUUCAGAAACAAAAGUGAAAGAUGUUGAGAAGUUAAGGAGAGAAAUGGAAGCAUUACAAAAAGAGAAAGAAGAUAUCGAAACAGAAUUUUUACAGUUCCGGCGAGAAAUGAAGAACACAACUCAGGGAAACGCAUUGAAAGAAUUAAAAAUGUUCAAGAGUAUGACUCGACAGCUUGAAGAGGAAUUGAUGAAAGAAAAAACAAAGCAUCAACGGCAAGUCAGUAAACAUAGUCAACAGUACAGGGACUUGCUUGAAGAGCUUGAAGAAGUAAGAGCAUCAGAAAGGAAUCUCAAAAUUAGAGUCAAGAGCCUAACAAAUGAGUUAGCUUUAUAUAAAAGAGAUAAAGUUCAUACAUCGAGGCAAACUAGGCCGUACAGCAGGGAAAGGACAAGUUCUUAUGAUAGAAUAUCAUCUAGGGAAAGAUCACUAUCUCGUGAUAGGGAGCGGUCAUUGUCACGAGAUAGGUCAUGGUCUGAUAGACUUUCAUCCGCCCGUGAUAGAUCUCGAGAUCGGUCCAGAGAUGGGUCCUUAGAACGCCCGUCAUCAGUGAACAGAAGCAGAUUGAGUGAUAGAUCUAAUGGUUAUAAAAACAGCUACUCACACAGAAGUAGAACACCCUCGCCAUCCCCUGCUGGUGCUAGAAACCCAAGGUUUGAUCCCUCAGCUUACGUCAAAGAAAAGGAACGCAAGAAGAAAGAAACAGUUUUAAAAAGAAAAAGACAGCAAAGAGCAAAUACAUCUGGUACCUCUGUAUUAUCUAACAAACCUUCUCCGGGAGUCCGACUAGCAAACAGUAGAUUAUCUGCUAACAGUCGAAAUCGUUCAAGAAAUACUUCAUAUGGGAGUCAGGGAGAAAUGAGUGAUGGUGGAAUGUCAGAUUCUUCGUAUUCAAGUCUAAGAAACUACAACAGAGGUAGGCCAAGCAGACCAAGAUCAAGGUCACGUCAGAAUGAAAGAAGUGCUUUGUCAUCCGCUUAUUUAUCUAGUCCAGAUGUGCCUAAGAAAUCUGAAAGCAAAACAAAGAAGAAUAGCAAAAUAUUAGCCAGUACACCAGAUUCAGAGUAUGGAAGAACACGCUCGGUUAGAAACAAAGAAAAUAUACCAGCCAGCAAUGGUUACGACAGUGAUUAUUUUGACAGAUCAGCAGAAAUUUCUGAAAUCGACGAGAGAUUAAAUAGGUUACAGCAACUCAUGAAAAACAGCAUGACUUGAGUAAAUGCCUGUGAUAGAAGGUUUUAUUUAAUAGUGAAAUGAAAAGAACAAUGUUCAUGCUAUAGGGCCAAUGCUAUAGGGCCAAGAAUAGAAUGAAUGCAGGAAACAUAAUAAACAUGUUGAUUCUUUCUUCAAAUUUCAAGUAACACUGAAAUUGUUCUUUUCUAACAUUACUUCAGGAGUGUAUGAAAUUUGUACUUCUUGAUGUUAUGGCCAGUGAGGGCUGUAUUGUUUGCAUAUAAGAGCAAAAUUUAUAAUGAAUGUUUUGCCAACAUGCUUUCUUUAACAAGAGCACAAAGUUUGCAAUAAUUUUUCAGUUUGAAACUUAUCGCAAAACCAGAUUUCGAAAGUAUAGUUCUGCUUAACAACCAUUCUUUAAAUACUGCUGUUUUAAAAAAGAACUGAGUAUUUUUCUAUGUAUGUCAUUGGUCACAAGGUCUGAAACACGACUGGUCAGCUGUUACCACUUUUUACAGAAUCAGUCUGUCACAAUGUUAGUUUAAGUCUCAGCUAUGCAACCAUAAAAUUUCAUCUUGUUCAACUUGUGAGUGUCAACUACUGCAGGUAUAAUUGAUCGCUUAUGUCAACCAAUUAGGGACCUAAUUUUACAAAGUAACCUGAAAUGGAUUACAGUUCUGGGAUAGUAGUGUGUGAUUAACAUGAUGGAUGAUCAAUAUUACCUCAGUCUGAUUAACAAUUUUGAUGAUCCAUUAUUUAUUUUACACAACGUGAAACAGGGGUCCGAAAUUGCUUGAUGUACAAAUAUAUACAGGUCAAUAAAUUAUAAAACUGAACUUACAGAUAGUGGUAAUUGUUACCAAUAGAUAGGUAAAGAAUUAAACUGUUACAGGCAGGUUUUAAAUGGAUAUAUCAGACAUGAAACUGUUAGAUUUAUUACUCUUGUGCAUCUUAACAUAUUAUUGUCUGAAAGAUUCACACACAGACGGUUUACUGCAUGUUCUGAAACAUUUCACUUCUUUGUAAUGUUAAUUAUUUUGUGAUGAAACUGAAUCCUGUGCAUACAUUUAAUCAGUUAUUUCUGUGAGGAACACUCCUUGGGUAAACCAUCAGCCAUUUUACAAGUCUGUAUAAAACAUUAGGUAGGAUGUUGAUAAGACCACUUUUUGCCAGUCCCCACAAGUGGCCUUACUAACGGAACUUUACUGUAAUACCUUCAGUAAGAACAGCUUUUGCAGAAAACAGGUAAAGGGCAUGGUAAUCUCUAUUGAUCAUCCUCAGUAUUUAAAAUUUAUUGGUAUCUAUCAUGUUUUGAAGGGACAUGCUUUCAGAUGGUUAUCAAAAUUUCAGUGUUUUAAAAACACAAAACAAUAUACCGGUACACUUAAUAUCAAAACUUGUAAAUCAAAAUUAUUCAGGCUGAUGUUAAAGGCAGGUCUGCACGUUUGAGACAAAAACUGUUCAACAAUGUAGAAUUUCAUUAAACCAUAUUUUUUUUUUAAAGGAAAGGAAAUUCAGCCAGUAAGUGAGAAGGGUUGUGUGCUUUUUUUUUUGAUAGACCAGUUUGAAAAUAUUGGUCCUCCGGUCAAUUUUCACUAUGGGCUUCUUUAGGAAAAUCAUACUUUAGAUGACAUUUUCACAUACUGGUUGGUGAUAACAUUGCCAUGUAGUAGCUUCAAAGUUUAGUAAUUAAAUCAAUUAAUACUUAAUACACAGGAUAGAUUACAGCAACAUUUAUGCGACCUGACAUUAUUCAAGGUUUAUGAUGUUACACCAUCACUUCCGGUUAAUCAGAUAUGCAGACCUACCUUUAUAAUGAGUUUGAUACAAUGAACAGUUGAAUUCAUUCUAUUUCAUAUCACAUUUCUAUUGCUUGAGUAAUGCAUUUGGAUGCUUAAACUGCUUUUCAACUUAUUUUGCAGCUUUCACGAGUGUUUUCCUAGAUGAAGACUUCUUAGAAUAUGAGAAUUACUUUAUUUUUAAUUUUUGUUUAAAAUUACUAAUAAAAGCAUUUUCCAAACCUUGAAAAGUUAUACUAUAUCUGAAGCCAUGCCCCUUUAACAUUUUCUAUAAAUUAGUGACAUGUUGUUAAUGUUCAUAUUGUUAAAAAAUAGGUUGUAGAAAUAUGCUAGUAAUGGUCGAAUAGGGGCAUUCUUAGGGUGGUGUAGUGUAGCUGUUAGGCUUUAAAAUAACUGUAAUUUGAAAUGUGGUUAUACAUUUGUGUUCUUGAAGUAUUUAUAUGAGAGAAAAAAACUUGACAGACAGCAUAGAGAAUUAAAAGGAGAGUAACAAAUUUUCCAUAUGCAAAUAUAAUCUAAUAUUAAUGUUUCAUAUGGCUUUGACUUUUAUUUUGAAAUCCGAUGAAACAGCUGUCCAAAUAGAUGUUAUGCAUAAUUAUUAUGGUUAGAAAAAACACUGCGUUCAUUACUGCACAUAAACUUAUUUCAUUAGAUCCAUAAAGGGAGGUAAUAAAAAACAUUAAGUUCAAUAAAACUUUCUAUGUGUUAAUCAAUAUUCAAAACUUUAACAAUUGUUAGAGAAAUCAAUUAUGGAAAACAGGAUGUAACAAGAAAUCAAUAUAUUUUAUGUUCAUAACAAAAAUCUGGCAGCUAUAUUACAAACAAAGGCAUUUAAGGUAGUUCUGCACGUUUGAAAAACCGGAAGUGAUGGCGUAACGUUAUUUAUCCGGAAAAUGUAGAGUAAAGCCUGGAUUCGGCCUACGGAAAUGAAAAUCAGUUAAUGAAUUAAUUGAAGCCUGUGAUUAAAUUUAUUACAAUGGCACUGUUGCUAUAUUUCAAAAGUCAAAAUAUGAUAGUAAAACAUACGGCACGUUAAAAUAUUCAAAAUAAUGUGUUAAAAUUAGCAUGAAAUGUCCGGUUCACUUUAAUCAUGGUCAAAUAUCUCAAAAAUAAGCACACGGACCUAUACAUUUUAUUUCACCAAAUUAUAGUCUAUAUGUUUAUUAACAACCAUGGGAAGUUUCAUCAAAAUCUACAUUGUAGAAAAAAUUCUAUUCGUGAAAAUGUUAUGAAAGUUAUGAUUUUCCCAUAGACUACCAUUAUGAAAUAUUGCACGAGGUCUAAAUUUUUCAAACCAGUCUAGCAAAAAAUCAAGCACACGACCCUAUAUUUUUUAUUUGCUGAAUUUUCUAGGUAUAUUCUGAAGUUUUGAAAAAUCAGAGUGUAAUCAAAUUCUACAUUGUAGAAAAAAUUUCGAUCCAGACGUGCAGAACUACCUUAAAUGUAUGUGCAAAAAUUUCUGAUUAUGUCAUUGAAAAGUGAUACAGGUAUUUCGAUUUGAAAACUUUUGGAACCAUACAAAAAUCAAUCGGGAGGUCUACAACAGGUUGUCUCAAAGCUUAGGCAAGCAUGAUUAUAAUAUGACCAGUUUUGUAAUGUGUUAUCAUACGUUGAUUGUGUAUGCAUUUAUCCAUAAAAUGAUAUUAAAUUGAAACCAGUUCUGAAAAGAUAAAAAAUAAAAUAUUUAUAGCUUUUGAAGACGGAUUAUGUUUUAAUGAAACAUGGCACAUUUAUGGAAAGAGAAUGCCUACAUAGAUUAGAUCUGCCAGAUGUCUUACUGUUAGUACUGUUUCUUGGACUUAUGUUAUAUGAUGUUUUCCUCUAUGCACGUGCUUUUAGUUUAUACAGACUGUUUUACAUUUAUAUGUAUAGUUACAUUUUAUCAAAGUCUUAUUUAUUUUAUAUUAAAUUUUGUAGAAUUAA
This is a messenger RNA of Mercenaria mercenaria, 5851 nucleotides long. Its product is annotated as centrosomal protein CCDC61-like. Lineage: Eukaryota; Metazoa; Mollusca; Bivalvia; Venerida; Veneridae. The record is from RefSeq and is a predicted model, not a curated record. The transcript is spliced from 15 exons. The coding region runs from base 450 to 2171 and encodes 573 amino acids. Gene Ontology annotation, cellular component: centrosome.